Messenger RNA from Selaginella moellendorffii, 1707 nucleotides. Its product is annotated as acetyl-CoA acetyltransferase, cytosolic 1. The coding region runs from base 279 to 1580 and encodes 433 amino acids. Gene Ontology annotation, biological process: fatty acid beta-oxidation. The record is from RefSeq and is a predicted model, not a curated record. Gene Ontology annotation, molecular function: acetyl-CoA C-acetyltransferase activity. The transcript has 8 exons. NCBI's taxonomy places the organism in Eukaryota, Viridiplantae, Streptophyta, Lycopodiopsida, Selaginellales, Selaginellaceae.
GAGUCGCUGGAAGCCAUGUACAGGGUUGUGAUUGAGCGCGCCAAGUUCUUGCAAAUCCAGGCAUCGCUCGUGUCCUAUCAAUUGCCAUCGCAUUUCUUAGGCGAUCACAACUUCCAGCACGAGAAAACCCAUGAAAAGCAUCAGCUCUCUCUGCUAGUAGCUCCAAUUCCAGAUGAUUUGUGUGAGAAAAGCAAGGAAUUGUAGAUAAGAGGAUUCUAACUUCUGUAUAUUUUGUUGGAAUUUAGGGUUCUUAUUUUGUUCUUAGUUUGUAGUGGGGAAUGGGGCGACUGGGUUGCUGCCGCCGCUUCUCCGCCCAGGCCGAAUCGAGCUUGCAGCACGCGGCCAAGCGCCUGGAGAAUGUGGUGGUGGUAGCUGCCAAGCGGACCCCAAUUGGCGCCUUCCAGGGAUUGCUCUCGCCGCUCAGAGCGUGGGAGCUCGGCGCAGCGGCCAUCAAAGCCGUUGUGGAAGAGAGUAAGAUCGAUCCAAAGCAAGUGCAAGAGGUGUACAUGGGAAAUGUGCUGAGCUCCGGACUUGGCCAAGCGCCGGCACGCCAAGCUGCUCUUGGUGCUGGGCUUUCAGCGAAGACCAUUUGCACAACUGUGAACAAAGUUUGUGCUUCCGGCAUGAAAGCGGUGAUGCUAGCUGCUCAGAGCAUCGCACUGGGAACAAAUGAGCUCGUCGUGGCUGGCGGAAUGGAAAGCAUGUCGAAUGCUCCAUUUCUUCUUCCACGCCAGAAUCCUUCAAAGAAGCUCAUGGGAGAUUUGACUGUAAAGGACAGCAUGUUUUGUGACGGUCUCUCUGAUGCCUUCACGAACAAUGCGAUGGGAACUUAUGCUGAAUCCUGCGCUCAGGAAAUGGGAAUCUCAAGGGAAGAACAGGAUGUUCACGCUAUCGUGAGCUACGAGCGUGCCAUAUCGGCUCGAGAAGCAGGAACCGCGAGCGCGGAAGUGACGCCAGUUAUCAUUGCUGGUAAGAAAGGGAAGGAACCCGUGCUAGUCAGUAUCGAUGAAGAGUGCUCCCGGUUUGAUCCAGAUAAAAUGCGGGAGCUUCUGCCGGUCUUCAAGACCGAUGGAUCGGUAACUGCUGCCAACUCGUCGAAAAUAAGCGAUGGAGCGGCGGCGCUUUUGCUGGCCUCCGCAGAGUUCGCGGAGAAGAACAAACUGCCGGUGAUUGCUACCAUCCGGGGCUUUGCGGACGCAGCUCAGCCUCCAGAAAAGUUUCCAACCAGUCCGGCCGUGGCAAUUCCUCGAGCUCUAGCACAUGCACGUCGGAAGCUCAACGACGUUGACUUGUUCGAGAUUAACGAGGCAUUCUCUGUUGUGACUUUGGCCAACUGCAAGCUGCUCGGGAUCUCUAACGACGAUGUGAACGUUUGCGGCGGCGCUGUUGCAUUGGGCCAUCCGAUUGGUGCGUCCGGAGCCAGGAUUAUGGUGUCGCUCAUAAACAAUCUGAGGAGCAGGGACAAGCAGGUUGGUGUUGCAGCUGUGUGCAAUGGCGGUGGUGGAGCCUCAGCCAUUGUGGUGGAGAGGACACAGCAGGUGGUGGGAGACAAGCAGGCCAAAAGUGCAUCAAGUGAAUAGCCAAGGUCAUGAAAGAAGCAAAAGGAGAGGAAAGAGAAAAGCUGGAUCACACAUCAUCAAGUUGCACAGCCUUGUUGGAUUAUCAAAGAGAAAUGAAUAUUAAGCGAAACAGAUGGGUAUGAGGAUA